Exophiala bonariae is the source of this 1077-nucleotide messenger RNA. RefSeq lists its product as uncharacterized. Gene Ontology annotation, molecular function: hydrolase activity. The transcript is spliced from 2 exons. The record is from RefSeq and is a predicted model, not a curated record. Bases 1 to 1077 code for a protein of 358 amino acids. Lineage: Eukaryota; Fungi; Ascomycota; Eurotiomycetes; Chaetothyriales; Herpotrichiellaceae.
AUGGCCCCUCUAAGUAAAGAGAACCUUGACGACCUUGCGAUCAUAGAUCCGGAGAUCGAUGCUGCACUCAAGUCGGGCAAAUUGCCCAUUCCUCCAAUCGACUAUGCCGACCCAGUGAAAGCUAUAUCUCAACUUCGUGCUCUGGAGGGGUAUUUCCCCAUUCCACCAGCGAUAGAAGCCGUCUCCGAAUCUACUGCAAAGUACACAACGCGUGAUGGCCAGGAACUAAAUCUCUUCGUUUUCCAGCCUGCUCAAAGCUCUGACAAACCCAAACCCUUGAUCAUAUUCUAUCAUGGUGGUGGGGGCUCACUGGGGACUGCGUAUAGCGCGGCACCAUGGGCUCGCAGUAUUGUGCUUCAACACGAUGUCGUCGUCAUAAGCCCACAAUACCGCCUUGCACCAGAACAUCCCUUUCCAACAGGACCAAGCGACGCCUGGGAUUCCUUCGCCUACAUCACCGCCAACGCAUCUACAUUCGCCGCCGACCCACGCGCUGGACUCAUCGUUGGUGGACCCAGCAAUGGUUCUUCACUGACCAGUAUAAUCGCACUUCGUGCCCAAAACGAGCCCGCAAUUCCAAAGAUCACUGGCCUUUAUUUUGCGGCUCCUGGUCUGGUCAGUUCCCCUGACACCGUUCCAGCAGAGUACAGAGAAUUAUACCUCUCCAAAACCGAUCCACGAUGCCUAAAUGCUCCUAUUCUCAACGCAGAGAUGAAAGCCGUCUUCAACGCUGUGUAUGGUGCCCCAGAAAACGACCCUUUAUAUCGAGCAUUCAAUGUCCAGCCGUUCUCCCAGCAUGCAGGUAUUGCACCAAAGGUAUACUUCCAGGUCUGUGGUAUGGAUAUCCUGCGCGAUGACUCCUUUGUUUAUGCGGAUAUCUUGGAUGGAUUGGGGGUGCAGACGAAAGUUGAUGUAUACAAAGGAACACCACAUGUGUUCUGGGGUAUCUUCUCUUGGAUUGAACAGGCGAAAGUCUGGAAGGAGGAUACCGGGAAAGGCAUAGGUUGGUUGCUUGCGCGAGAUCCAUCCACUAGAGGGUCAGGUGGGGACGAUGGCGCCCAGCGGGCAACCCUCUGA